AUGGGUAUCCCUGCUCACUUUCUCCAACCAUACCCAAAUAUGGUCCUAGGAUUAAGCGGAGCCUUGACUUCUGCCAAAGGAUCAAUCAAACUCAAAUUUGAGUCUGGAUCAGCACCUCAGCAGUUGAAGAUGUACUCCGAGUUCGUGGUAUUCGACACCCCCUCCCCUUAUGACGCUGUGAUGGGACAGCCCCUACUCUUUAGCUUGAGAGCAGCAGUUUCCCUAUAUCACUAUUCUAUCAAGUUUCCCACACCCCAUGGUGUGGGAAAAGUCAAAGAAAAUAGGGAGCUCGUCGAAAGAUGCCAAUGGAAAACUUGUACCAGCCAUCAAUGCAGCUCCCCGGGGGACCAAAUAAAGGAACUCAAAGUCGGGUGCGAGUUGCAGCCCUCCACCCGAAGCAAGAUUGUGGCUUUCCAAAAAGAGAAUCUCGAUGUUUUUGCCUGGGAUCACAGUGACAUGAGAGGAAUAGAUCCUACUAUUACAUGCCACAAAUUAACAGGUGGAUCCUUUAGCUCAGCCAAAGCAGCAAAAAUGACGACCUCUGAUUCCUGA
Messenger RNA from Olea europaea var. sylvestris, 552 nucleotides. RefSeq lists its product as uncharacterized. Bases 1 to 552 code for a protein of 183 amino acids. The record is from RefSeq and is a predicted model, not a curated record. The transcript has 2 exons. Lineage: Eukaryota; Viridiplantae; Streptophyta; Magnoliopsida; Lamiales; Oleaceae.